This is a messenger RNA of Ostertagia ostertagi, 477 nucleotides long. The record is from the annotation of a GenBank genome assembly. Lineage: Eukaryota; Metazoa; Nematoda; Chromadorea; Rhabditida; Trichostrongylidae.
AGCUGUUCUUAUGAUCCGUCUUGCCCACCUCCUCAAAUUCUUUUUCGAUUGCACGCAGAGACCGCAAAUUCUCCACCGUUCGCUUGUCUGAAUGACUUGAAAAAAGGAGUGAAUCUUGUUUCUCUGAAUGGUUCUUCUGGAGAUGUCGAAUCAUCUGCUUCGUUUGAUGUGGCAGCUUCAGAUGGAGAGCUCAUCAACUGUGUAUGUAUAUCGUCUAGGUCCUUGCCUCCGUCCUCGCUUAUAAUCGGUGUGUCCUUCGGGGAUGUGGCCGAGCGAGUUUCUGCUGACGCCCGUGCAGCAUUGGCACGAUCAUUUGGUGCGGUAAAGGUUGCCCGAUUGGCGAGGAGCUUCGUCAUAUGCAAUUUUGGGUCAGCAUGGAUUACAGCAACAUGCAUACGAAGUUGUAAGUUGAUAAAGCACUUAGUUAUACGACUAGCAGCCAUUCCCAGUAACUUUGCCCAUCUUCAAUCCACGUAG